Molecule: messenger RNA, 2105 nt
Organism: Opisthocomus hoazin
Lineage: Eukaryota; Metazoa; Chordata; Aves; Opisthocomiformes; Opisthocomidae
Source: RefSeq, a predicted model, not a curated record
AUCUGGGGGACAGAGAUGCCACCACCCCAAGGGACAUCGGGGACAGGGAUGUCCCAGAUCUGGGGGACAGAGAUGCCACCAACCUUAGGGACGCUGGGGACAGGGAUGUCCCAGAUCUGGGGGACAGAGAUGCCACCACCCCAAGGGACGUUGGGGACAAGGAUGUCCCAGAUCUGGGGGACAGAGAUGCCACCACCCCAAGGGACGUUGGGGACAGGGAUGUCCCAGAUCUGGGGGACAGAGAUGCCACCGCCCCAAGGGACGUUGGGGACAGCGAUGUCCCCACCCCAAGGUACAUUGGGGACAGGGAUGUCCCAGUUCUGGGGGACAGAGAUGCCACCAACCUUAGGGACGCUGGGGACAGGGAUGUCCCAGUUCUUGGGGACAGAGAUGCCACCACCCCAAGGGACGUUGCGGACAGGGAUGUCCCACCCCAAGUGGUCAAGGACGUUGGGGACAAAGCCACUGGGGACAGGGAUGUCCCCACACUGAUGGACAUUGGGGACAGAGAUGCCACCACCCCAAGGGACGUUGGGGACAGGGAUGUCUCCCCCCACGUGGACAAGGACGUUGGGGACAAAGCCAUUGGGGACAGGGAUAUCCCCACGCUGAUGGACAUCGGGGACAGAGAUGCCACCACCCCAAGGGAUGUUGGGGACAGGGGUGUCCCAACCCUUGGGGACAGGGAUGUCACCACACCGAGGGACAUUGGGGACAGGGAUGUCCCGGUUCUUGGGGACAAGGACAUUGGGGACAGGAAGGCCACUACCCUGAGGGACAUUGGGGACAGAGAUGUUGGGGACAGGGAUGUCCCAGUUGUUGGGGACAAAGCUAUUGGGGACACAGAUGUCACCACCCCAAGAGACCUUGGGGACAGGAAUGUCCCACCCCAUCUGGUCGAGGACAUUGGGGACAGGGAUGUCCCCACUCUAAGGGAUGUUGGGGACAGGGAUGUCCCAGUUCUUGGGGAGAAGGGUGCUGAGGACAGGGAUGUCCUCACCCUGAGGGACACUGGGGACAAGGAUGUCCCAGCCCAUGUGGACAAGGACGUUGGGGACAGGGGACCUUGGGGACAGGGAUGUCACCACGCUGAGGGACACUGGGGACAUCACAGCCUUGAGGGACGUUGGGGACAGGGAUUUCUUGGGGACAAGGACGUUGGGAACGGAGAUGCCACCACAGUAAGGGACAUUGGGGACAGAGAUGUCCCAGCCCAGCUGGUCAAGGACGUUGGGGACAAGGACGUCGCAGCUCUAGGGGACAUUGGGGACAGGGAUGUCUCCACCCUGAGGGAAGUUGGGGACAGGGAUGUCCCAGUUCUUGGGGACAGAGAUGCCACCACACCAAGGGACCUUGGGGACAAGGAUGUCCCAGUUCUGGGGGACAAAGCCACUGGGGACAGGGAUGUCAUCACGCUGAGGGACAUUGGGGUCAAGGAUGUCCCACCCCAUCUGGUGGAGGAUGUUGGGGACAGAGGUGUCCCUACCCUGAGGGACGUUGGCGACAGGGAUGUCCCAGUUCUUGGGGACAAGGACAGUGGGGACAGGGAUGUCCUGAUGCUGAGGGACAUUGGGGACAAGGAUGUCCCACCACAUCUGGUCGAGGACGUUGGGGACAGGGAUGUCCCCACCCCAAGGGACGUUGGGGACAAGGAUGUCCAACCCCAUCUGGUCAAGGAUGUUGGGGACAAGGACGUCGCAGCUCUAGGGGACAUUGGGGACAGGGAUGUCCCCACCCUGAGGGACACUGGGGAUGUCACAGCCUUGAGGGACCUUGGGGACAGGGAUGUCCCAGAUUUUGGGGACAGAGAUGCCACCACCCCAAGGGACCUUGGGGACAGGGAUGUCCCAGAUCUGGGGGACAAAGCCGUUGGGGACAGAGAUGUCCCCACCCCAAGGGAUGUUGGUGACGUCACCGCCCUGGGGGACGUUGGGGACCUCGGGGCCACCUGCGCCGCUGGUGGCAUCACCAUCACGGUGACGGCCCCGCCCGGGGAGGAGGCGGGCGCUGGGGACGUCCUCGGCGAUGACAUCACCGCUGAUGUCACCGCCGCCCUCCCCGGGGAACGCCCCCCUGCUCUUGGGGACGUGGGCUGGGGGACCUGA